AUACAUCAGUGGAUGAAGAUGUCGUUUGACAGUAUGAAUGAAUGUUGUGUUUCAGAACUCGAUUCGUCAUAAUCUGUCCCUGAAUCGGUACUUCAUCAAAGUCCCGCGCUCACAGGAAGAGCCGGGCAAGGGCUCAUUCUGGAGGAUAGACCCAUCAUCUGAGAGCAAACUGGUGGAGCAGGCAUUCAGGAAACGCCGGCCGCGGGGCGUCCCGUGCUUCAGGACCCCUCUGGGACCCCUCUCAUCUAGGAGUGCCCCGGCGUCGCCCAAUCACUCGGGCGUUCUCUCCGCCCACUCCAGCGGUGUGCAGACUCCCGACAGCCUAUCACGGGAAGGCUCGCCUGUUCCCAUGGAGCCAGAGCCCGCCUCUGCCCCGCCCCCUGCUGCUGCUCCCGCCACUGCCGUCCAACCCAAACUAGCUGUGAUUCAAGAGGCCCGUUUUACCCAAAACACCACAGGUACUCAUGAUCACACAUGA
Molecule: messenger RNA, 478 nt
Organism: Puntigrus tetrazona (Sumatra barb)
Lineage: Eukaryota; Metazoa; Chordata; Actinopteri; Cypriniformes; Cyprinidae
Product: forkhead box protein K2-like
Exons: 2
Coding region: 38-478 (146 amino acids)
Biological process (GO): regulation of transcription by RNA polymerase II
Molecular function (GO): RNA polymerase II cis-regulatory region sequence-specific DNA binding; DNA-binding transcription factor activity, RNA polymerase II-specific
Source: RefSeq, a predicted model, not a curated record